Triticum urartu is the source of this 1173-nucleotide messenger RNA. NCBI's taxonomy places the organism in Eukaryota, Viridiplantae, Streptophyta, Magnoliopsida, Poales, Poaceae. The record is from RefSeq and is a predicted model, not a curated record.
AUGCAAUUUUGGUCGCUGGAGGGCGCAGAGGAGGCCUUCGGCGACUUCGGCCGCAUCGACCGCCUCGACAGCAGGACGCUGGAGCGGGGCCACACCAGAACCUUCGCGUUCUGGCUCUGGGCCUGGGAUGUCGCCCACAUCCCGACCAGGCGGGCGCUCUGGGUGCUCAAGAGGGGCGCGGGGCAGGUCGACGAGAUCCUUGGCUACUCUCCUCCGGACCGUCGCGUGCCCCCGCCGCCGGGUGUGCACCGCUACGACCUGCUGCUGCAUGUGGACCGCGUCGAAGACUGGACCCCGCUCUCACCUCUCUCUUCGCACUCGGGCCAGAGCGGGCUCCCCUCCUCCUCCUCUGACGACGACCGCCCCUUCCCCCGCGUCGAGCCUGGAUCCUGGACGGGCAGCAUCGAAGACGGCCAAGAGCAAGGUCGCCGCCCGGCGGCUGCCUGGCUGACAACUGCGUCAUGCCGGGCGGCCCCUAGGGCGGAGCAGCGCGACCACGAUGAUGAUGGAGCCGGUGGGCAGCGGCGCUCGUGGCGCGAUGCGUUCCUUGGCAACUCCUGCCAUGCCAAGGGCAAAGCCACCGAAGUCAUCGAGGCGACUCCAAGACACCGCAGCAGGACGCCAGUGGGGAGCUGGCGCGGCACCCAGGGAUGUGGUCGCGCAAAAAGCAAGGCGCCGGCCGAGGCGCCGCCUCUACGCGCUACCCCGCCGCUCCCACUUCGUCCGGUGGCGAAGGCCCCGCGUCUCGAUGCCCAGGAGCCUGACCCCAUGGCUGCUUUCUUCUCCUUCCCCGGUGGUCGGGCGCUCCCCCCCCCACCGCGCACGGAUGUCAUGCAGCUCGAGAUUGAAAACACCAUGAUCGACGCCCUCAACUCCCCGCUGGCCUUUGAAGACGGUGGGAGCUCGCCGCUGCAUGCCAGGACGCGCUCUGGUGCCAUAGAAGAUUUCCAUGAAGAUGAUGAUAUCCUCCCAUGCAUCGCUGACCUGUCGGCCCCGCUCUCCAGCCCCUACAUCAGCUCGCCUGCUCCGGCCAUGGUGGGGUUUCACGUCGACGCGAUCACGCAGAAGGUGGACUGCCUGCAGCUCGGCGGAGGGUCGGCCCCCUACAUCCAGGAGGCAGGGGAGGGUAACAGCAGCGUGGGGCUGCCACACCUCUUCGCUCCGGUGCAAUAG